This is a messenger RNA of Prorocentrum cordatum, 546 nucleotides long. NCBI's taxonomy places the organism in Eukaryota, Dinophyceae, Prorocentrales, Prorocentraceae. The record is from the annotation of a GenBank genome assembly.
AUGGACUUCGGCCUUACGGUGACGUCCCUCGUCGUGACCGCUGCCGCUGCGACUGCGGCGCCAGAAGGCGCUGCUGUCGCGGCCACAGGUGGCCCGCGCCUGCAGAACAUCUUCGGGCAGCGCUCCGACCUGAUGAGGGCUGGCAGGCAUGCCCUGAUCCAGAUCCCGAGGGGCGCGGGCAGUGAGGGCACCCUGCUUCGCGUCGAGGCGGAAGCGCAGAGUCUCGGGACACAUUGCAGUGAGAUGUAUUUCCAAGAGGUGAGCCUUACUGGCAAAUGGGUAGAAAGGAAGCAUCUCGGUGGCCUCCAGUUCCGCGCGGCGGACGACGUCACCGAGACGCCCAAGUGGUUGCGUUUUGGGAGCUUUGACUUGAAACUCGUGCACGGACGUGCGCUGACCGGCGUCAGGUUCUUCAUUCUGCACGUGAAACGAUUGGGGGGGCACAGGAAUGAGUGUCGGAGGUUUGCUGGGCAUGGGCGAUCACAGCCAGGAAUCAACUCCGUCCACAGGCUGCAUCCGAGAACUGACUCUGGCGAGGUCGUCUAG